Molecule: messenger RNA, 2204 nt
Organism: Phycodurus eques (leafy seadragon)
Lineage: Eukaryota; Metazoa; Chordata; Actinopteri; Syngnathiformes; Syngnathidae
Gene: mep1bb
Product: meprin A subunit beta b
Exons: 14
Coding region: 1-2202 (733 amino acids)
Biological process (GO): proteolysis
Cellular component (GO): membrane
Molecular function (GO): metalloendopeptidase activity; zinc ion binding; protein binding
Source: RefSeq, a predicted model, not a curated record
AUGGCGGGAGGAACACCUGCGCGCGUAUCAUUGGCUCUUCAUGCCGCGUGGCUCCUGUGUGGCGCCGCACUGUGCAUGCCUAGAGAAAUAUUACAAGACUUUGACGUCGAUGGCGGACGAGAUCUCGACAUUUUCGAAAUCAAUGAAGAAGCAGGGUUAAAUCUGGUAGAAGGCGACAUUGUGCUCGGCGAGAAACAAAGUAGGAACUCCAUCAUCGGCGAAGAGUACAGAUGGCCCACAACCAUCCCAUACUACAUGGAGGACGACCUCGACAUCAAUGCAAAAGGUGUGAUCCUGAAGGCCUUUGAGCAGUACCGUCUUAAGACCUGCAUCGACUUCAAGCCGUGGAGUGGAGAAGCAAACUACAUCGCCAUCUUUAAAGGCAGCGGCUGCUUCUCCUCGGUGGGCAACCAGCGUGUCGGCAGGCAGCGUCUGUCCAUCGGCAAAAACUGCGACCGCAUCGCCACCAUCGAACACGAGUUCUUGCACGCUUUGGGCUUCUGGCACGAGCAGUCCAGAGCAGACCGGGACGACUACGUGCAAAUCAUGUGGGACCGCAUCUCAGCCGGCCGAGAGCACAACUUCAAGGUCCACAAUGACACCACCUCCAGCUCGCUGGGCGUCCCCUACGACUACGGCUCCAUGAUGCACUACAGCAAGACUGCCUUCAGCAAGGGCUCCGAGCCCACCAUCGUCACAAAGAUCAACUCCUUCGCCGACGUCAUCGGCCAGAGGAUGGAGUUCAGCGACAGCGACCUGCUCAAGCUGUCCCGCCUCUACAACUGCACUCGGGGCUCCACUUUUCUGGACUCGUGCGACUUUGAACGGGAGAACAUCUGCGGGAUGAUUCAGGGCCCGGGGGACCAGGAGGACUGGCACAGGCUAUCCGAGGCAGCAGGGGGACCCGACACAGAUUACUCCAAUAUGGGAAAAUGCACUGGUUCUGGCUAUUUCAUGCACUUCAAAACGAGCACGGCCAACAUUGGCGACGCGGCCCGUCUGGAGAGUCGAAUCCUGUACCCCAAGCGAGGCUACCAAUGUCUGCAGUUCUUCUUCUAUAACAGCGGCGGCCCAGAGGAUUCGCUCAAGAUCUUCGCGCGGGAGUACGACAAUGCUAACCCUGCUGGGACGCUGCGCUUGAUCACCACCAUCGACGGACCCCCUCAGGACCUGUGGCAGCUGCACCACGUCAGCCUGAACGUCACAAAGAAGUUCCGUGUGGUCUUCCAGGGCACCAAGGAAGGUGCGGGUCCAUCUUCAGGUGGACUGUCUCUGGAUGACAUCAACAUCUCGGAGACCGCGUGUCCCGAGUUCACGUGGCGCGUCAAGAACUUCAGCCACGUCAUGGAGAACACCCGCUUGGACGCGGCCAUCUACAGCCCGCCCUUCACCUCCAAGGAGGGCUACACCUUCCAGAUGAAGCUCUAUCCCAGCGGGAAGACCGACUCUCCCGGGCGAAUGGCGGCCUACGUGAACCUGGUGGCCCGCGAGGGGGACGUCGGGCAGACAUGGCCUUGCCGUUGGAAACAAAUGACCAUGAUGCUCAUGGACCAGCACCCACACAUCCAGAAGCGCAUGUCCAACCAGCGCAGCAUCACCACCGAUCCCAACAAGACGUCUUCAGGCAGCAGCAAGCUCUUCUGGGACGACCCUCGAAAGGUGGGCGUCGAGGUGACGGACACGGACGGCUCCAAGUACUUCCGGGGGCCCGGCACCGGCACCUCAGCGUACCUCACCCACCUGAGAGCCAAGAGCAGGGACUUCAUCAAGGGAGGGGACGCUAUCUUUAUGCUCAGCAUGGAGGACGCGUCUCAUCUGACUGCAAGCCAACCUUGGCCUACAAUCGCAAGCCCUUCUCCUUCAUCCUUGAACACUGCGCCCGCCACCGGCACCUCCAGCACCAGGUCGGCGCCGGAUGAAUGCGCGUACGUGCAGUGUCAGAAUGACGGCGUGUGCGUGCAGGCGCAAGGGAAGCCUGUUUGCAGGUGUGCCGUGGGGGGCGACUGGUGGUUCUACGGCGACAACUGCCAGCACAGAGGCUCGACGUCGGAGAGCAGCACCGUCGCGCUGGCCUCCUCGUUGUCCGUGCUGGGAGUCAUGCUGGUGGUGAGCGUGACCACCGCCGUUUGCCUGAAGAAGAAGUACAAGAAGCGUAGUUUUGAGAGUGGCCUGGUCAUGGGGAACAGGGGCCAACUAGCAUGAAA